Messenger RNA from Symbiodinium necroappetens, 981 nucleotides. NCBI's taxonomy places the organism in Eukaryota, Dinophyceae, Suessiales, Symbiodiniaceae. The record is from the annotation of a GenBank genome assembly.
AUGGCUUUGGAAGUGUUGCAGAUGCUUCGCGAACAGCCAGGCAUCCAACCGAACGUUGUCUGCUUUGGAGCCGGGAUCACAGCUUGCGCGAAAGGUCGUCACUGGCAGGGCGCUUUCGCUCUGCUCGACGAGCUCCGAGAAAGAGCAUUGGAUCCAGAUCUGAUAGCUUUCAACGCAGCCAUCACGGCCUGCGAGAAGGCCCAACGCUGGGAGUUCGCGCUUGAGCUGCUGAUGAUGAUGACGAGCUCACAUGUGGUGACACCCGACAUCGUUUCUUUCAAUGCUGCAGCUUCUGCUUGCGAAAAACGCAGCCAGUGGUGUUGGGCAUUGUGGGUUGCCUCGCAGACGAGGUGCUUGCCAAAGCUGCAAGGCUCGGUUUUGCUCACCAUCAGCAAUGCUUGCAUCAGUGCGUGCGCGAAGGCACGACGCUUGCGCAAAGCCUUGGCGCUGGGGUGCGAACCUUGGAAGGUGACCUACAACGGUCUUGUGGCGGCCUGCAGAAGCAGCGGCGGUGAGUAUUGGGACAUGAUCUUUGCCUUGAUGCGGCAGAUGCAGAGACGGCGAGUUGCCCCUGGUGCCGACGUCUUCGGCGCUGCUGCCGAUGCGGCUCUCGAGGCUGGGCAGCCACUGUUUGCGAGGCCGGUGAUGAAGCACCUUGAGCAAUGCUGUCUGUCAGAGCUGACCGAUGCAAGUCUAUUUGCUCGGAGCUGGAGCGACAAAGAGCCAACGCGAGCUGUGGGUCAGCUCCCUGCGGGGGAACCGCAUGUGCAUGCAUGGUCGGCCUUGCUGCGCACAGCCAUCGACGACACCGCAUUGGCAUUGUCUGCAGACGACAAGGAAGCAAUCCAAGUACAUCGCAACGGCUCCCCCGAUGCUGAUUCAUUGCUUCAGCUGCUGAUGGGUUGCAAGGUGAAGCAGGCAUUGUCCAAGCGCAUGCAUUGUCCAAGGGCACCGUCGCGGCAUCGUCGUGUGUGGCGAUAA